AUGGGUGACAAAAUCGACCCCCAAAACAGUGCCACCACCGAUCCGAAACAACAACCUCUUCAUCCUGUUUACACUGUCACCAACAUACAACAUAAGGUGCGUGUUCUUGACGGCGUUAAGGUCUCGUAUUCUUCGUGGGUAAAACUCUUUUUGCUUCAUGCGAAAGGGUAUGACGUGCUUUGUCAUGUCGAUGGUUCACCGGCCCCGGAUAAAGACACUCCAGAAUUUCUCGCAUGGGAGAAGAUUGAUGCGGUUGUUCUCCAGUGGAUAUAUGGGACACUCUCUGAUGAAUUGCUUGCAAGGGUUUUGAAUGAUGCAUCUACAACCCAUGAGGCAAGGCAACGGGUUAAAAGAUUGUUUGUUAACAACAAAGGGUCUCGGGCUCAAGCACUUCAACAUGAGCCCACUAAUCUGACCUUGGCUUCCAUGCCCAAUCUUGAAUCCUACUGCCAAAAGAUCCGUGAUCUGUCGGAUCAACUUGCUGCGGUGGAUUACCCCAUGAAUGACAGCCAACGAGUUCUCCAUCUCGUUCAUGGUCUUCCCAAAGAAUACGACACUAUUGCAUCGAUUUUGAACCAAUCUCUCCUAACAUGGGAAGACGCUAUUGACCAACUACAAUCUGAAGCACGGCGUAUCGCUACCAGAGAAGCCGUUACACCCACCCCCAUGGUCGCUGCCGCCAUCACCAACACCACUCCACCAUCCCGUGACCAUCCACCGCCUCCUGUUACUACUCAGGACUACCCGAAUCAGCGCCCUUCUCAACGGCGUAACAAUAACAACCGGUCGGGUCGGCCCAACAGUAAUAACCAGCGUGGCCCAACAUCAUCGCAUAACAGACCAGCAGCACAUCAGGCCCAGUUCUAUCCACCAAUGGCCCAACAACAGUUUUACCCUCCUUAUUGGGCCCCACCGUAUUAG
This is a messenger RNA of Helianthus annuus (common sunflower), 921 nucleotides long. RefSeq lists its product as uncharacterized. Lineage: Eukaryota; Viridiplantae; Streptophyta; Magnoliopsida; Asterales; Asteraceae. The transcript has a single exon. The record is from RefSeq and is a predicted model, not a curated record. The coding region runs from base 1 to 921 and encodes 306 amino acids.